UCAGGAGAAACCAGUUCUGCGGACAGUCAGGGUACACUGCAGCACGCUCAGCUCUGUCCAUGCGCAACCUGGAGAAGAGAUGGAUAAUCCACAAGAGGACCAGAUGACAGUCACUGCCGCCAGUGAAAUCCUGCUCCAUGUCAAGGGUCAACUUACACGUAUGAACAACACCGAACCAGGAGACAGUGACAGUGUAAAUGUUCGAGCGGUUAUCAUUGCUGUGUGCUUGCUGAUCCUGGCUGGAAUCUUGUUGACCAUGAUCUUAGUCCAGUACUACAGACAUGGGCGCUGCUUUCAAAAACCCAAACUGUUCUUCAGCCAAAAUGUUCUCAGAGACUUGAAAUCUAUCCAGUUGGAGUUUGAUCCACCAUUUACCAUCAGUGGGAUGAUGAAGACUAGAGGAAAUCUAAGCUCAAACCAGGAGUUCCAGUAUCAGAACAUGAGGACUCGAGAUGAGGAUUUGUACCCUGCUGUUGAUGAGCAACAUUAAAGAGGCUGUGAAAGAGAUGUGACCUCAUCAUCGCCAGGGACUUUUGUGACAAAACCAAGUAAAAGCUUGCAUUUAUUGCUUUUUCUUUGGUGCUGGGCUGUGGUAGUGGGGAAGUAAACUUACUGAUUGCUCUCAGGAAAAUCUGAGCUUUUGUUACUUGUGAUUUGUUUAGCAAUACACUGAGUGCAGAUACGUCUGGUCCAAACCAAAUGUGCAAUAACCCAAUAAUAAGAUCAUCGUGAGAGAGAAGUGGAAAUGACUCAGCUAACUACAGAAGAACUCUUGUAUUUAUUUAGUGCCUUAUGCAACCUCUCGAUGUCACAGAGCAUGUUACAGCCAAAGAUAUGGCUUUUUUCAAAGUGUACUCACUGUUGAAACGUUAAAAAAAAACCCUGCAGUCAAUUCACACACAGGAAAAUCCCAGAAAAAUUGAUGAAUUAAUAGUCAUAUGUUUUGAUUUAGUGACAUUUGAUGACUCAUGACCUUAAGACAUCUCCUUCCCAAUCAUCCUAAACUCCAGAUCCACAGGCCUAAUCUGUCAAGGAGGGAAUUGAGAAUUCAGUCCAUCAGGAGGGAAUUGAAUAUUAGUGGUUAUUCCGGACAGCCACUUGGUGGAUUGGGUGCCCCACCUUGCUGGCAUUGCUUGGCUCUUUGGCGUUCUCUGCAUUUCCAAUGCACCCACAUCAGGCAGGAUGCAAAAGGUUUUCGGGAAUGUGGAGUGAGCACCAAGGAUUGGCAGGGUUGGGCUUCAGUUCAUUGGAAAAGCUGAGAUCAUCCUUCUUAAACCAAUGAAGGUUAAAAGGGACCUUUACGGAUGUGUUUGAAAUCAAGAAUUUGAUUGCAGGAAAGGUAGAGCUGUGCAGCAUUCUAGGCUUCAUUCAUCGAGGCACAGAAAGGGGGAGGUUACGGUGAACUGGGUGGCACAGUGGCUUAUUGGUUAGCACUGCUCCCUCGCAGCACUGAGGUCCUGGGUUCGAUUCCUGCCUAUCGUGUGGAGUUUGCACAUGCUCCCUGUUUCGGUGUGGGUUUGCUCCGGUUUCCUCCCACAGUCCAAAGAUAUGCAGGUCAGGUGAAUUGGCCAUGCUAAAUUGCCCGUAGUGUUAGGUGCGUUAGUCAGGGGUAGGGGAGUGGGUUUCUCUUCAGACGGGCGGUUUAGACUUGUUGGGCCGAAAGGCCUGUUUCCACACUAUGGAGAAUCUAAUUUAAUCUAAGACAUCUCAAAGUGUUUCAUUGCAGUCAAUGACAUACGGCUUGAGCCGUGGUCACUAUUGCGGGAAACGUGCAGCAACUGACACACAGCCAGAAAUAUUGACCAAGUAUUCCAAUUUUAAAAAUCACUUUAGUUGAGAUAUAAAUAUUGAUAAAGACACCAGGGAGAAUUCAUCUGAUCUUCUCUGAAAUAAUAAGCCAGAAGUCUUUUAAAGAGUACAACUUAAGAAGUGCUUGAUGGGGGCAAUGUAGAUGAAGUUUAAUUCUGUAUCUAAUCCUGUGCUGACUCUGUCCUGAGAGUAUUUGAUGGGGACAAUGUAGAGGGAGCUUUACUCUCAUUCUAACCCCUUGCUGUCCUAGUCUUGGAAGUGUUUAGUGAUAAUAGUUAGAGGGAGUUUUACUCUGUAUUUAACCAUGUACUGUCCCUUUCCUGGCGAUUUUUGAUGAGAAGAGUGUAGAGAGUGCUUUACUCUGUAUCUAGCCCCAUGCUGUCCCUGUUCUGGGAGUGUUUGAUGCUCUUUAUGGUUGUUUGAGUGGUAAAGUAGUCCCUCUCCAGACAUUGAUGGCCUUGCCUUUUGCAGUUGAACAAAGGAACCCAUUACAUUUUAAGAAGCUCUGUGAUACUAUUGUUUUUUUCUUUAGUUAUUGCAAUGCUGUGAAGAGUCCAAGACUCAUUUCUUGUAU
Molecule: messenger RNA, 2383 nt
Organism: Hemiscyllium ocellatum (epaulette shark)
Lineage: Eukaryota; Metazoa; Chordata; Chondrichthyes; Orectolobiformes; Hemiscylliidae
Product: small integral membrane protein 35-like
Exons: 5
Coding region: 80-490 (136 amino acids)
Source: RefSeq, a predicted model, not a curated record